AUGCGAGCGGAUGUGUGCCUUUGGCACAACUCGGGCAAGGGCAUUCCCGCAAGUGUCCAAACGAACAUUGUGGGUUAUCUACCGCCGCUCCUUGCAAGAGCCAUCUGCCGAGAAUGGCGGGGGAAUGUCGAACAUGACUGGGCGACACUGCGUGCAUUGAGGGAACUCCUAUGUUGUGAUGAUUCUCCCCUUAUCUGCGUCCCGGGUCCUGAGGAAAACCCUGUGGUGCGGGAAUGGGCCGUGAAGAAUUUCAAGUGGCAAGAAGGCACAUGCUUUGUUCCGCUGCUUGAGCUCAACGGCGACACGUUGCAAGCUGUCACAGACCUCUGGGAGCCUCCGCCGCAUCAGCAUGACUUUGUUAAAGUUAUUUCCAUCAGCUCUCUCGACAAGCUGCGCGCAUGGAUUCAGGAGCUGCAGCAGACAGAGUUGCUCAGCCAUGGACGCAAGGAACUGUCUCUGGUGAUGCGAUUGCUGAUGCACAGAGGGAUGUCGUUCACAGAAGUCUACACAGAGUGCAGUCCAGGUCCUCAUGCGACAUACCGAUAUGUAGCACAAGUCGCGUCAUUGCUUUGGCAGCGCAAGUCAUGA
Symbiodinium necroappetens is the source of this 588-nucleotide messenger RNA. NCBI's taxonomy places the organism in Eukaryota, Dinophyceae, Suessiales, Symbiodiniaceae. The record is from the annotation of a GenBank genome assembly.